Messenger RNA from Vairimorpha ceranae, 1308 nucleotides. RefSeq lists its product as hypothetical. The transcript has a single exon. The record is from RefSeq and is a predicted model, not a curated record. Bases 1 to 1308 code for a protein of 435 amino acids. Lineage: Eukaryota; Fungi; Microsporidia; Nosematidae.
AUGGAUUUUGAUUUCUUAGUAAAUUUAGAAAAUACAUCAGAUUAUUUUAAAGAAUUUGAGAAAAAAAAAUUAUUUGAUAAUGAAAAGGUGCAACAAAAUGAUCAAGAACAGGUUGAAAUAGAAGAUAAACAUUGUUAUGAAAAUGCUUCUGAUGCUAAUAAAUCGAAUGAAGUGAUAGAUAUUUUAGAUGAAAAUUUAAGCUAUAAAUGUACGAAUGUAGAUAAUAACUACAACAAUUUUUCGCCUUUAAUAACUGCAGAAAACAACUUGGUGUCACACAAUAGCACAAGUAAUACAUUUUUAACUAGUGAAUGCAGAAAUCAAAACUAUACAAUGGAUAAAUUGAUUAAUAACAUAACACAUCCUGAAAUUAACAAUAGUAACCAAAAUGAAUCAUUUAAUAAUUUUUACAUGAAUGAAUUUUGUAGUGAUACAACUAAUAUAAUAUCACAUACGAUUCACAAAGAUUUAUUACAACAGCAAGAUGUUGCGUCAAAAAAUAACAUUUCUUUACAGACAAAUGAUGGUGUUUUUGUUUUAUCAAAUAGCCAUACGCAUAGUUUUAGAACUAAUCGUAUAAAUAAAUCUAAUAAUGUUCAAAUAGGUACUCCAUUGAAUGUUAGUGAUUUAUUUACAACUAACAACCUCGAGCCCAGUACAGUUUUAAACAAUGCUUACGGAAACAGUUGCAAUGAAGAAAAUCAAGGGAAAAAAUGUAAAAGUAACACAAUAUCUGAUACUCAAAUAAGACACAAUAAUAAUAUUUUUAAAUCUAAAAAAAGAAAAAAAAUUGGGAAUACAUUUUUAAUGUAUUAUUUAACAGCCCACGAGGGUGAACUUUUUGAUAGUUAUAAAUCUGGUGAAUAUUCUUUUAGAUAUUUUUGUAAACCGAUCAUUAAAAAAAUAUUACCACAGCAUAUUAAAGGACUCGAAACAUCUAAUUUAUCUAAUGACAGAAAGUACAACUCAACAAUUGCUUUAACUAGUCUUUCAAAUUUUUUAGAUAUUAUAAGUGCAAUUUCUAUAAAAAGAAAGCAACCCACAUUGCGGGAUUUUUUAUCAUCGUUGGAUUCAGCAUGUGAGAAGUUUAACUUGUAUUAUGACGUUUUUCAACAAUUAUUAAUUUUAAAAUCAAGUUGGAGCGAUUUACAUAUGGUUGACAAAAAAUUCUUUUGUCGCGACAAUUGUAACCUUUGUGAUAUUCAAAGGUUAAUAAAUAGUAUCAAUACGAGACUUGAUUCUUUUUAUAGCAGACUUAAAAAAUUAAGAGAAAGUUUUAAAAUAGGAGAAAUUUAUAAUUUAAUUUAA